This is a messenger RNA of Phaethon lepturus (White-tailed tropicbird), 785 nucleotides long. RefSeq names its product serine/threonine-protein phosphatase 6 regulatory subunit 3-like. Lineage: Eukaryota; Metazoa; Chordata; Aves; Phaethontiformes; Phaethontidae. The annotation marks the transcript as partial. The transcript has 6 exons. The record is from RefSeq and is a predicted model, not a curated record.
GGUAAUAUAGCCUUGUUUGAGGCAUGCUGUAAGGAGCGGAUACAGCAGUUUGAUGAUGGUGGCUCUGAUGAAGAAGACAUUUGGGAAGAAAAACAUAUCGCAUUUACACCGGAGUCCCAGAGGCGUUCCAGUUCGGGCAGUACGGACAGUGAAGAAAGUACAGAUUCUGAAGAAGAGGAUGGAACAAAACAAGACUUGUUUGAAUCGCACACCAAUAUAGAGGACAAAAUGGAAGUAGACUUAAGUGAACCACCAAACUGGUCAGCUAACUUUGAUGUACCCAUGGAGACUGCACAUGGUGCCAAUCUGGAUUCUGUUGGCUCUGAUGUGUGGAGUACAGAAGAACCUAUGCCAGCAAAAGAAACUGGCUGGGCUUCCUUUUCAGAGUUCACGUCCCCUUUGAGCUCUAAAGAUUCCCUAAGAAGUAAUUCUCCUGUGGAAAUGGAAACAAACACAGACCCAAUUGAUCCCUUGAGUGCAAAUGUAACUGCUCUUGCAACACAGCUGGAGACCCCAGGAAGUGUUGCUAUGGAGGCCAGCUCAGAUGGAGAGGAUGAUGUAGAAAAUGCAGACAAAGUAACUGAAACAGUAAUGAAUGGCAGCAUGAAGGAGACACUGAGUCUUACUGUAGAUGCUAAAACUGAAACGGCUGUUUUCAAAAGUGAGGAAGGAAAAUUGUCUACCUCGCAGGAUGCUUCUUGUAAAUAUGUAGUAGAAGAGAAUGCAGAGGUUGCAGAAGAGGCUUCUUCAGCUUUGCAGCCUACUAACGGCAGUCCAGAACAGAG